Messenger RNA from Momordica charantia (bitter melon), 1114 nucleotides. Its product is annotated as putative protein ABIL5. The record is from RefSeq and is a predicted model, not a curated record. NCBI's taxonomy places the organism in Eukaryota, Viridiplantae, Streptophyta, Magnoliopsida, Cucurbitales, Cucurbitaceae.
AGACAAGAGGCACUUUCUCUUCUUCCUCUUGGCUUACCAAAUAAAAAUAGCCAGCCAGAGAGUUUUUUUUGCAACCGUUUUAUCUUUUGGAAUCUGUUCAGGCACGAAGAGGAGAAUGCAGAGUUUCAUAUCUUCUGGUGGUUUGAAUGCAGAAACGGAGGCCGAGGAAGCUACUCGCUUUCAGAAUGCUCUCCUGGAACUAAAAGGAUUGCGUUCCCAGCUUCAUCAAGCGGCAGAUUACUGUGAAUCAACGUUCUUGAAGACUAAAGAAAAGAACGAGGUGGUAGAAAAUACAAAAGAGUACAUAUGCAGGGCCAUGGUAACGGUGGUUGACCAUCUUGGAAGUGUCACUUCCAAUUUAGAGAGCUGCAUUUCUCAGACUAAUGCCUUCAAUGAAGUCGAGCUUCGAUUGAGUUGCUUAAACCAAAGGCUCUUCUCCUGCGAACAGUAUGCGCGAAAGCUUGAAAUGUCCAGGCUUCGAUGGAGCGAGAUCCUGCCAAGGUAUCAUCCCCAAUAUGUCUCAACUGUCAGCAAAAAUGGUGAAAAAUCAAGUCAAAGUUCAAGUGUCAACCAGUACAGGGACUCGAUCGAUCUUCCAUUCACAAAGACUGUUGGUAACUGUAGGCCGGAGAUUUGUACAGAGAAGCCAAUGCCAGUUCUGUUGUACAAAUUCUAUACUUAUAAUUUGUCUCCAGCUAAAAACUUGAGUCCUGGAUUCACUUCAAACAAAAAUGACAAGGAGAAAACUUUAGGUGGGCUUCAAAGAGCUGGUGAUGGGUUAUCUGUGCGAUCAAAAGGUCCAAAUUCCACAUUUCAUUUCCAGGUUUCUCUUUCUCAUCAAAAGCGAGGGCGCCAUAGAAAAUCAAAACUUGGGAGUGAUAUAUUUUCCCUCCUCAAGCGAACUAAACAAAUAGCUUGACAAAAUAAAAAGAAUCAAUAAAAUCAGCUCUUGAUAAUGCAUUGUAUUGGCAUAUUCUUAGCCAUUAUCUUAGAUAUCUUAAAAUAUUAGCUUGAGAUUUCUUUAAUGGUUAAAAGUGGUGCAAAACAUAGUACUAGUCUCGCCUGAGCAUGAUUAAUUAUAGAGCUUUGAUAAAUUAAAAUACUAUUUUGAUAA